Messenger RNA from Crotalus tigris (Tiger rattlesnake), 1596 nucleotides. It is a transcript of the gene SLBP, whose product is annotated as stem-loop binding protein. Gene Ontology annotation, molecular function: histone pre-mRNA stem-loop binding; mRNA binding. Gene Ontology annotation, cellular component: histone pre-mRNA 3'end processing complex; cytoplasm. The record is from RefSeq and is a predicted model, not a curated record. The coding region runs from base 101 to 844 and encodes 247 amino acids. Lineage: Eukaryota; Metazoa; Chordata; Lepidosauria; Squamata; Viperidae. The transcript is spliced from 8 exons. Gene Ontology annotation, biological process: mRNA transport; mRNA 3'-end processing by stem-loop binding and cleavage.
CCCGCUUCGGUUGGCGCGCGUUGCGCCUCAGCCCCGACGCGCCUCAGUUGCGAGGUUGGCGGCGGCGGGGAAGCGUCGUCGGAGUCGCCUCGCCCUCAGGAUGUCGUUUCGCCAGCGGAGCCCCCUGGCCGGCCGGACUCGUAGCAGACCAACAGCUUCGUGGAGUCAAGGCAGGAAGCGUGAUGCAGAUGGGAAGCACAGAAAUGCGCAUGAACCGAGCGGCCCAACCAUUGAUUACGAUACAUACAGCCUGGCCGAUGGCAGAUCAGAGAGUUUCACCACCCCGGAGGGCCACAAGCCCCGUUCAAGAUGUUCAGACUGGGGGAGUGCAGUUGAAGAAGAUGAAAUGAGGACUAACGUCAACAGAGAAAUGGCAAGAUACAAAAGAAAGCUUCUAAUAAAUGAGUUUGGAAGAGAAAGGAAGACCUCUACAGGAAGUUCGGAUUCCAAGGAAUCUACAGCAGUCGUGGAGCUGGAGACGGACGAGGCUGUUCUAAUGAGGAGACAAAAACAAAUAAAUUAUGGGAAGAAUACUCUGGCAUAUGACAGAUAUAUUCAAGAAGUUCCUAGGUGUCUACGGGUUCCUGGGGUCCAUCCAAGGACUCCAAAUAAAUUUAAAAAGUACAGUCGGAGAUCUUGGGAUCAACAGAUCAGACUGUGGAAAGUCGCGUUGCAUUUUUGGGACCCUCCUCACGAAGAAGGCUCUGAUGCGCAAGUACUUAGCCCUGUUGAUCUUGGUGACAUGGAAACAGAAUCCGUAGGAAGUAAUUCCUUGGUGCUACAGGGAAGUUCCCAAGAAAACAAUGAGAAUUGUACAGACACCAACCAAAAUGAGAAGUAUUGAGCAUCGAUCUGUUGACUAGGUUCAGCUAGAGACACCUUCUGGUAUGGAGCUGAUGUCACCAGUAGAAUUGUGCGUCCUGCAGGGUCCAUUUUGAGGAAGGGGCAACUCCAGCAGAUUCACACAGAAAUAAGAAAUGUUCCUGCAUUACCCUCUAGAGCUGUGGCAGCUUUAAGAUGAAGAUCCGUUUCUCUGACCUUUUUUUUGAAAGCAAAAAAAUGGAAUCGUACGUAAUUGGGUAAAUGCCUAAUUUAUAUACCUGCAUAUGAAAAAGAUGGCUUUCCUGAGCAAUUGAAUUAUAGUUAAGAAAAACCAGAACGGGCAAUGUUGCCACAGUUUAGCAGUUUUAAAACAUGAAACUUUAGUAAGAAAAUAGUUUUAGCACUUGUUUAGUGACCUUUAACCAUGACACAAGUAUUGGCAAGAAGAGGUGGUUCUGCACCCUGCCCAUGUAAUUGUUACAAUCUGAGAAUGUAUGCUUUUCAAAUUAUUUCAUUCAGCAUUACCAAACAAUUGGCAAUAAUCUUUCCCAGGAUAUGCAGGCAUCUUGGAGAAAUAACCGUCCUCUUUCGGGUGGCGUAACCUCACCAAGUUUUAAACUGAUAACUUGUAAAUAGUUUUCUGCGGGGCUGUGUGAACUUUUAAGGAAGCCUGAAUGAAGGGUGCCUGGGGAUGUUAUUUUUAUUCAUGCUUAAUAUAAUUUUUUUUUUACUACUGUUGCUGUUUUUGUAUGGAAUAAAAUAUAAAUAAAGCAA